Molecule: messenger RNA, 1741 nt
Organism: Pelagomonas calceolata
Lineage: Eukaryota; Pelagophyceae; Pelagomonadales; Pelagomonadaceae
Source: the annotation of a GenBank genome assembly
GCGUGGGAAGGCUGUAAGUCGUCACAGACACUGCACAACGAUGCUAUUGAUAUCUCGGGCGCGGCCAUUGAUGCGAGGGUUCGCGCUGCGCAGCGGUGCGCUGCGCAGCUGUGCCGUAAAGGCACCGCAUAAGCAACACACUCUCCUGCUCAGGCCUGCGCGGCGCCUCAGCGAUGCAGCGGCGACACCACGGAGCAGUGUGGCUCCAUUCCCCGUAAGAUGCACGAUCGUCGGCGCGGCCACCGCCGUGGCGACACCGCUCUUCCCGGUCAUCGGCAGCUAUCGGUUGGCGUGCUACUUGGUGCCGAACAAGGGCGCACGAUUCAUAAUAGUGGGCUCGGCGGCGGGCGUGUUCAGCUUUGCGAUUCGCGACGCGCUGCCCUACCUCGUAGACCACGCUGAGUUGAUGGCUCCGAUGGCCCUCGCGAACGGCGCGGUGGCGGCGGUCUCGUACGGCGCGCUGGAAGCUAUCAAUGGCGGUCCCGCGAAGCUGCUCGACCGCGCUAGUAACAUGCUGCCGCGGUUUGCUCCUAUUUGGCUGAAAGCAGCUGGCCCGGCGGCCGUCGUCGGCGCGGGGAUCGGCCUCGCGACGGCUCUGAUAGCUCCGUAUACGUACGCCACGUUGACGGAGCUCCACUUCGGCGUCGAGCUCCCGAGCACGGCACGUUUUGUGGAUCGCCUCGUCCCGGUCACGGUGCCGACGGGCUUCGUGGCGGGGGCGCUGCUCGGGCCCGUCCUCAAGCCGGCCAUCGCGGGGUCUCCGUGGCUCGCGGCGCCGGCAGUCUUAUUCUUUGCCGGCGGCGCUUUGUAUUUAUAUCGGGACGCGGCGCCCGUCGAGCCCUUUGCCGUUGGGAAGGGGCCGGGCGCCUACUAUGUAGACGAAGAAACGCGCAUCGCCGCUUCAUCAGUGCCCCGCGUCGACGCCGUCACUUUACAAAUAGAGUCGCAGCGCGGCGCCGAGCAUAUUGAGGAUGGUGGUGCCCUCGCUUCCAAGGGCGCGGCGCUCCGCAAGGCGCUUUCAGAUAGGAGCGUCCGCGCCUACGCGGAUGCCCGCCACGCGCGCCUGGACGUGGCGCUGGCGCGGUUCCCGUUCCUGGCUGUGUGGAAAUCAACCAGUGUGUCGGGUGCACCGAUAAUUCUUCACUAAGUCAUUUCGCUGCGAUGAGCGGUGCAGGAACCGCAUCGCCACGCCAUCGAGCAGGCGUCGCGUCGAUGGCGUGGAGGACGACGCGGCGAUUCAGCACGAACGCGCCGUAAAUUUUGAUUUCCGCACAGGUUCCUGGCGAGCAUGCUGGACGACCGGGCGCUCCUCGAAACGUUCUCGCCGUCGGUGGAUCCUCAAAAGGCGCUGCGCACGGACGCGGUCGCACGGGCUGCGCUGCUCGCGAGCAGGGGCGUGGCGCCGCGCGACGCCGCGCGGCGAGCCAGACGCGACGUCGAGGCCGCCGUGCCGUCGGCGCGCCUCGGCGCGCUGCCCGUCGCCGCGGCGCUGGCGGCCGUGGUCGCGCCGGACUCGGACGUAGCGCGGGCCGUCGAUGUGAAUGUCGAAGAGCUCGCGGCGCUCCUGCAAAACCACGGCGUCCACGUUCCGGCGAGCGCGUACGACGACCACGUCGUGGAUGAAAGGCGGCGAAAGGCGUGGCGCCUCGUCGGCGCGGCUCUCUUGACUGCCAUGGUGGCCGUGGCGCGAGAGAUGAUGAUGUAGUGUGUUAAGACUCAUGUAACCCACAAAAACAAUCAC